This is a messenger RNA of Salmo salar (Atlantic salmon), 2906 nucleotides long. RefSeq names its product repressor of RNA polymerase III transcription MAF1 homolog. Lineage: Eukaryota; Metazoa; Chordata; Actinopteri; Salmoniformes; Salmonidae. The record is from RefSeq and is a predicted model, not a curated record. Gene Ontology annotation, cellular component: nucleus. Gene Ontology annotation, molecular function: RNA polymerase III core binding. Gene Ontology annotation, biological process: negative regulation of transcription by RNA polymerase III.
AAUAAAGUGUGUUUUCUGUAAUUCCAUGUCCAAUUUUUUCACAAUAAAUGAGAAACAAGUCGAUUUUCGAUUUUCAAAUUCAGAAACCAAAAACGAAAAUAAGUCAAUUUAUUACGUUCUAUGUUGUCUUUUGAAUCAAAUAACUACUGAACGGACGAUAGACAGACCGGGUCGAGUAGUGGAUUUAUUCGGUUUACAUCGUUACUGUUGUGUUUUACUUUCAAGUAAUCGGUCUGGCUAACGACAAAUAGCACAGGGACAAUUCGAAAUAGACAGAAGUGCAAAAUCGGUUAGAAAAGGCGACUUGAUCGGACAGAAACCGUAACGUUACUAACGUUAGCUAGCUAAUCUCUGUCAAAUUAUAUUGGUCAAAAGGGAUGCCGCUGAAAUCCAAAUCAAACGGAUAUUUGGAUUUAAUGUCGCCUCAUUUAAUCGACAGAAGCAGUUUUUCGAUAAAAGGUUGUCCGAUAAAUCAAUUUCGAACGAGCGUAUUUUUAAAUUGCUGAAUUUGAGGAACUAACCGUAGGUAACCUUAGUCUGACGAAUUGAAAUCACGGACCGAAAGUGCUACGCUAACAUACUAGCUCAUUUGGCUGGGCAGACAACAACAGAUCUGUUUUGCAUCAUUGCCAAAUAAGAAACAUUGCGAGUGAAAUUGGUGAAGACAUUUCAGUUCCGCAAAGAGUGCUGACAUUAUCUUUGACUUUGGUAAGAAGAAGGAUUGUGUUCAUUAGCUACUUAGAUAGUAGCAGAGGUUUUCUUUUAGUGGGGGAGGGGAUUAACGUUAUCUAGUAAGUAAGAAAGAAAGGGGUUGGUCGUUUUGGGACUUUACUUUUUGUUUACCUUCUAUAUGUUUCCAAUGAUGUGUAUGCUGAUUAAUGGGCAGCAAUGAAACUGUUAGAGAACAGCAGUUUUGAAGCUCUGGGCUCUCAACUCUGUGUUGAAACGGGAGAGUCUCACAUCCUGGGCAGGAUCGAGAGCUACUCCUGCAAGAUGGCUGGUGAUGACAAGCACAUGUUUAAGCAAUUUUGCCAGGAGGGGGAGCCACAUGUCCUAGAGGCCCUCUCGCCCCCCCAGUCCAGCGCCACCAGCCCACCCCAACUGGGGAAGAGCAGUGAGGAUGCCGAAAACCCUCUGAGUGACAAGUGUUGCAGGAAGACCUUGUUUUACCUCAUCACCACGCUCAACGAGUCGUUCAGGCCCGACUACGACUUCAGCGCAGCCCGGGCCCACGAGUUUAGCCGGGAGCCUAGCCUCAAUUGGGUGGCGAAUGCAGUGAACAGCAGCCUGUACUCAUCAGUUGGAAUGGAGUUCAACUCUCUGGGGCCUGAGCUGUGGAACUCCAUCGACCAGGAAAUUUGCCUGCAGGAAUGUGACAUUUACAGCUACAACCCUGACCUGGACUCAGACCCCUUUGGGGAGGAAGGCAGCCUCUGGUCCUUCAACUAUUUCUUCUACAACAAGAAGCUGAAGAGGAUUGUAUUCUUCACCUGUCGCUCCGUCAGUGUCUUGAGUGGGUAUGGCUGCGGUUGUCUGGACAACGAGUUGGACAUGGAGCUGGAUGAUGAAGAGGAGAUGGAUGGAUUCACUGAGGACAGGUUCCCCAGAGCUCUUUGUGUCUAGGCACACCCAGGCCAAACAUCUAGGCCUACACAACCUCUUCCCCCAUCCUGUUUCUUUUUUCCUCAUCUAUCCUUAUUUUUUUCUUUGUCUCGAUGUUCUGUACAGCCUGACCCAGGAAGCCAUUUGCUCAUAUAGAGGAAAUACAUUUGUUUCCCCCCAUUGACAAGUACAUGUUUCACGCCUUUCACAUCAGCUGGAUCCGACCCAUACCGUGAAGGACAUUUUCUAAAUGCCCAGGGUAACUGGGAUCUAGGUCUCCUGUUUAUUGUGCUUUCUCUAUCUUCCAUUGUCACUGAGCUAAGAACUGACUCUGUGCCUGAUCAUUUGAUGGAAGGACCUUCCCAUGCCUCUCAAACCACAUCCUCUUGACCUGAAACCAGCCUCUGCUUGGAUGCUGCACUCAAAGAAACCCUCCCAAUACUUAUUGGAUCUGUCUUGGAUAUUUAUGGACAAGCGAGACCAUGGAGAGCUAACCCUGACAAGCAAACAUUCUCUUUUAUUAAAAAUCACAGAAACCGCUGUGUAAGUGGAGAUAGAAGUCCACAGUGCAACACCAACAUCAGUGAGAGCCAUGGAAGGGGAGGGGCUUAUUACAUCAAACUUCUCCAAUCCCACUGGGUAGAGGGUAGGACAACGACAGCUAAUUCGAUUGACUGUCUAUCCAGCUGAUUUCCAUUUGUGACUGCUUCCUUUGUGUGGCUUUUAUGCUUGACAGUGGUGUUAAUGUGAGAACUGAAAACUUUUAUAGCUCCAAGUUUUUAAACAAAUGCUGCUUUUGUAAUGGUAACAUUGUAAUAUCUUAUGCUGUCUAUUACUGCACAUGACAUGUGUAGAUGGGAGAUGGAGAUGACUCUGCCAAGGAAAGCAAUAUGACAUCAGACUUGCAGCUUAUACAAGAUCACUUUCAUGAGCGCCUCUGUCACAUUGUUCUGCUUAUCAAUAACCAUGUUCCUCAAUGUGUGAUUUUUCUGGUUCCCUUAUGAUUUAGGCUAACCUAUUGUAAAACUUGUACCCAUUUUCCACUGCUACAAUCAUCCAUUUAUUUUAUGCUCAAACAUUACAAAGGCUUUGAUGUAAAGCCAAGUGAAUGUACUUAACACAGGCAGCAAAGGCAUCAGCCAUACUUCCAGUAAUGUUAUUAAAGUGUUUUACAGUAUUUUUUUGAAAGAAAAACCCUGUUAUCUCUGUUCCCUGUGUAAGGCUUGUGAACUCCCAUGAUGACCUCUGUUCAGGACCUGUUUUGAUUAUACAGCAUAUGUUAAUAAAGUUGUGUUUGAACCAAA